Cylas formicarius (sweet potato weevil) is the source of this 1289-nucleotide messenger RNA. RefSeq names its product actin-binding protein WASF2-like. NCBI's taxonomy places the organism in Eukaryota, Metazoa, Arthropoda, Insecta, Coleoptera, Brentidae. The coding region runs from base 26 to 994 and encodes 322 amino acids. The transcript has 6 exons. Gene Ontology annotation, cellular component: chitin-based extracellular matrix. Gene Ontology annotation, molecular function: structural constituent of chitin-based larval cuticle. The record is from RefSeq and is a predicted model, not a curated record.
AGUGCGGUGCCUUCGUCAACGAGACAUGUUGAAAUACGUGACUGUGCUCGCCAUCGUGGCGGCAACGUUCGCCCAAGACUUUGAUUUUUCGCCGCUCCAGCUACCGCCACGACCUGCCCCACCCAAAGUGAAACCAAAUUAUUCGGGACCGUCCAGCGCACCUAGACCUACACCUGUACCGAUUCUCAAGCAGAUUGACAGGCACAACGAAGAUGGAUCCUAUACGUACGGUUACGAAUCCGCCGAUGGUUCUUUCAAAAUCGAAACCAAGCUUCCAACCGGAGAAGUCAAAGGAAAAUACGGCUACGUAGAUGAUGUUGGUAAAAUAAGGGUUAUCGAAUAUGGCGCAACCAAAUACGGAUUUGAACCCGCUGGCGAAGGCAUCACAGUAGCCCCUCCCACUUUAGUCGACGAGACGACUGACAAAAAUGGCAACCUUCUUCCCGAAUACGCCGACAACGGCGAUGAGCCGGCUCCACCUCGUCCAAGUCAUACCAUCAACAAUCAAUAUUCUCAAGGCAGACUGACGCAAACCGCAAACUCCUUUGAAUUUACUGGACCUCAAAGUUUUCAGGCGUCGCCCGCCAGAAGUUCAGCACCCGUACCACCUAGAGCUAAUAUUCCAGGAGCCGUUCCAGUUCAAUCUUUUGCACCAGCGCCGCGCCCGGCUCCUAGACCCGCACCAGUCUACAACGCACAACCAGCUCCUUUCGAUGAUUUUGGCGGAUUUUCACGACCAUCUCCCAAACUGACGUUCGUGCAACCUGCAGCUCCGCCUCCACCACCUUCACCGCAAUACGCCCCAAGACCAGCCCCUAGACCAGCGCCAGCUCCUCAAUACAGACCUGCACCGGUGCCAGCACCAGUUUCGUCGGGUAAUCCGUUCGGUGGACGUAGCGGAGGAAGUAUCUUAGAUCAAUUAAGCAAGGAUUAUGCACUUCCUCAAAGCUCAAAUGCAAAUCCCCUGCAUGACGUCAGUUUUGGCUACAUCUAAUAAGCAAUUGCUGGUUAGCUUAGUUAUUUUAAAUUUUUUUCAAAAAACGCUCAGAAACUUUAACUCUAACUGGCUGGCAUAUUCGAGCACCUAUCAACUUUAUUUAUGUAAAUACCUAACUAAUGUUUUGAUGCCAUGUUUUUUUUUAUAUCCUAAUGCUCUGGACUGUAAUUGAAUUUAGGUUACAUGUAGGUGUGAACUUAGUCACGUUUUUAGCGCUGUUCUAGAAUUGUAAGCCUUUGCGUGUGUACUUGUUUUGUGUAAGAACGUUUUGUAAAUAAACAUUUUUAAUUGA